This is a messenger RNA of Gavia stellata (red-throated loon), 810 nucleotides long. RefSeq names its product Rho family GTPase 1 (gene RND1). The coding region runs from base 1 to 699 and encodes 232 amino acids. The record is from RefSeq and is a predicted model, not a curated record. The transcript has 5 exons. NCBI's taxonomy places the organism in Eukaryota, Metazoa, Chordata, Aves, Gaviiformes, Gaviidae. Gene Ontology annotation, molecular function: GTP binding; GTPase activity. Gene Ontology annotation, biological process: small GTPase-mediated signal transduction.
AUGCGGGAGCGGAGGCCGGCACCGGCCGCCCCGGCCCGCUGCAAGCUGGUGCUGGUGGGCGACGUGCAGUGCGGCAAGACGGCCAUGCUGCAGGUGCUGGCCAAGGACUGCUACCCCGAGACGUACGUGCCCACCGUGUUUGAGAACUACACGGCGUGUUUGGCCAGCGAGGAGCAGCGGGUGGAGCUGAGCCUCUGGGACACCUCCGGCUCUCCCUACUACGACAACGUGCGUCCCCUCUGCUACAGCGACUCGGACGCUGUCCUGCUCUGCUUCGACGUCAGCCGCCCCGAGACCCUCGACAGCGCGUCCAAGAAGUGGAAGACGGAGAUCCUGGACUACUGCCCCAACACGCGGGUGCUGCUCAUCGGCUGCAAGACGGACCUACGGACGGACCUGAGCACCCUGAUGGAGCUCUCCCACCAGAAGCAGGCACCCAUCUCCUAUGAGCAGGGCUGCGCGGCGGCCAGGCAGCUGGGAGCCGAGGGCUACCUGGAGUGCUCGGCCUUCACCUCGGAGAAGAGCGUCCACAGCAUCUUCCGGACCGUGUCCGGCAUCUGCCUCAGCAAAGCCCCCCCGCAGCCCCCCAAGAGCCCCCCCCGCAGCCUCUCCAAGAGACUCCUGCACCUGCCCAGCCGCUCCGAGCUCAUCUCUUCCACCUUCAAGAAGGAAAAAGCAAAAAGCUGCUCCGUCAUGUGAAGGGGGGGACACGAAUGCACCCCCCUGAAAGCCCCCAGCCCCCCUGAGUCCCCAGGGUGGGGUGGGGGGCUGGACAGGGCUGCAGAGCCCCCCGCUGCCAUGAGGACGGGG